Messenger RNA from Caenorhabditis auriculariae, 11835 nucleotides. Lineage: Eukaryota; Metazoa; Nematoda; Chromadorea; Rhabditida; Rhabditidae. The record is from the annotation of a GenBank genome assembly.
AUGCGGAACGGAGAGAGUUUGGCUUGGAUGCCAGUCGGUUGGCACCUUGUUCCGGGUUACGAUCGCGACAAAGGGCUCUCGUUCAGUCAUUUACCUCGUCGUCGUCUCUCUGCCCCGAGGCUGCUGCUGCUCCCCGCCAGUUGCUCUAGCUCCGCCCCCAAGAGAGAGCUCGAGGUACUCGGCUCCUCGGUUCAAGACACACGGAAAAAUGCUGCGCCACGCCAGCCACUUUCUUCUUCUUCUGCUUCUUCCCGUUUUCCUAUCUUCAUCAAAACUGCUUUAAUUCCCGACGCGAACCGAGAAAGGAAAGGCGAGACGGGGCCGACGCUAUUAAAGGAGCAUGCGGUGACGCCAAUUCGCGUCACGCAACGCGCGCGCCUUGGGAGACGUUGACAAUUCGGAAUACUGGCUGUGCUGGAAGUAAUGUUGGCGUUCUUUUCCUGUUCUAAUUUCGAUUUUUCCCCGUUCCCUCUAUUUCUCUCCAUUUUUUGUAUUUUCUUGUACCUCUAUUCCGUCUUUUCUCUCUUUCUUUCGUUUUCCCUCACUAUUUGCUCGAAUUUUUUGAAUUUCAAAUACGAGACACCUUGUUUUUCGAGUUCCACAUGCAAAAAACAAUUGAAUUUCCGCGUUUCUUCUACUUUUUUUCGAUUGAAGUUGUGUUAUUUUUCGAAUUUUUAUAUUUUUAGGGACUGUGGUAAUAUAUCCACUUGGGUACAGCCGUCGUCGUCAUGGAGGACGCGCAUUCCAGGUCGGCAGAGGAAGUUUGUCAAUCCUUAUAUUUUUUGAAAGGUAUAUGACUUAUUAAGGUCUGCAAAUUUUUCGGAACGGGUCCGGAGGGUCUGUCCGAAGAUCAGGUUAUCACUCUUCGCAAGAAGCACGGAGAAAACGGUUUGUGAUGCUUUUUUCUCAAGGAAAAUGGCACUUGGAAUUGAUUUUUAUGGAUUGUUUUGAACGCUUGUAGAAAUCUUGGAAAUAUUUGUCACAUGAUUAUUUUUAAUUGGAAUUGAUUUAUUUUUUAGAAUGUUAGUUGAAUAGUUUUUGUGAAUUUCAUCAAGAUUUCUAGUUUUUUCGCAAGAAUUUCAUAACUUUUCGAAAUAUUUCUAUUUCUUCGAACAUGGUAACAGUUACAGUACCUUCUAGGGAUCACUUAAGAGUACUGUAGCAUUAGAAACGCUCGGAGCGCGUCAACAAAAUUUGAAAAUUUUUUAACUGAGUUUUCCAAAAGCUUCCUUGAAAGUUUCGUAUAGUGUUCAAAAAUAUCUCUCCAAAGAUCUCAAAUGAAUAGAAUUAUUACGAGAAAUGACGAAAUGUGCGCGAAUCGCCUGCCAUGAAAUGAAGAAAUUACACAAAAAUCUCGGCUCGAUUUUUCCGUUUGCCUCCGGUUUUUCCCUGGGCCCCGCUGUCGCUCUUCGGCUCAACUCGGGCCCAAACUGCGAAAGCCGACAUUUGCUCCAUGUCCCCGGGCAUAUCAUUUUUCUCCUCACUUCACACUGUUCAGCCGCCUCACUUUCAUCGAUCUUGCCCCACGGCGAUAGAUAGAAAUGAAAAAGAAAAAAAGUUAUAGGGGGACACUGGAGCAUAAAACGAAUAGAAAAAAACGAUUAAAAUAUCAUAAAAUCGAGCUUGUGAGAAUAUUUUGAAUCAAUGAAGCCUACUUUUAUUCGAAUUUGGUUUGGAAAUUUUUUUUUAGCUUCCAGAGGCAAAAGGAAAAAGUUAAUGGGAGAUUGGAAUAUAAAAAAACCGGAGAAAAAAAUAUUUUUUUGAUUUAAUAAAAUUGAGUUCGUGAGAGUAGUUUUGAUCAAAAAAAGCUUACUUUUUACUUGAAAAUGAAUUUUUUUCCCAUCUUUUCAAGUCGGACUAGAAAAAGUUGAGGGAAACGGAAAUAUAAAAUUGGAGAAAUUGGAAAUUUACAAUCAAAUAAAACCAGUUUUCGAAGAACUAUGCAUCUCAACCCCUCCUCCCCCCUUUUAAAUAGAUUGGAAUGAAGUUUAGUCGAAUUUUUUUCUCUUCUUCACUAAGAAAUAUUUUCCAGAACUCCCCGCCGAAGAAGGUAAAUCAAUAUGGGAGCUGAUUUUGGAGCAAUUCGACGAUCUUCUCGUCAAGAUUCUCCUCCUCGCCGCUAUUAUUUCCUUUGUGAGCAGUUUUUUCAGAGUUCAUAACGUAGAAAAUUGAAAAAAAAUCUUUUCCAUGUGAUCACAAAGCGUUAAAAUGAACUACUCACAAGUUUUUUUAAAAAGCAUCAUAGCGAGUAGACGAGAUAAAUCAGGUAAAUUAAAUAUAUUACUCGAUAGAAGACGAGAUGCGAAAAAAACUGAUUAGAUUAAUCAGCCGAGCUUUAUGAUAAUUAAUUAGUUGAUUAGGAGAUAAUUGAGCUCUUGUUCUUUGAAAACGGUGAAUUACUUGCAAAAUAUGGAUUUUCGAGAACCUUUGAAGAUUUUUUUGAAGUUUUUUUCCGAUAAAGGAAAAAAAUUUAGAAAAAAAUAUUUGAUUUCGGUUUCAGAAACUUCAUUUUUUUGGAAUAAUUGUUGGAAAUUUUAUCUUUUAGUAAUUCGCGAAAGGUUUCUAAAAAAAUUUGCCGCUUUGGAAGAUUCUCUGUAGUUUGAUUUUAGAAGAAUUGCAUUAUUUUUUUCUAAAACGGAAGCAAAAUGAACACUGAUGAUUUUAAUAAUUGAAAAAUGACUAAUCAGAGCUGCCGACCGGGCGCUCCGGGUAGUCCCGCGGUUUGAAGCAGACUCCUCGGGGCGACCCGAAAAAUUUGAAACUCUGAAAAUUAAUGAAAAAAAGCUGUUGAAUAAGAAAAAAUGCCUUUUUAGACAACGCAAUUCAUCAGCUCCUCUGAGAGUUAUAAACAAUUUUUCCAGGUAUUGGCCUUGUUCGAAGAGCACGAAGACCAGACGGAAGCCGUGACGGCCUUCGUCGAACCUUUUGUCAUUCUUCUUAUUUUGAUCGCCAACGCCACCGUCGGAGUCUGGCAGGUGCAGAUCUUUCUUCUUUCUUUCCUUCUUUUUGCUCUUGGAAGACGAUUUUCCUGUGGUUUAACCGAACAUUCGGGACGCCUCCCGUUUAUGUUGUAAGAAUUUGUUGCUUCCUCCCCAUCUCUCUGCCCCGCGGCUCUCGUUUUUCCGCCCCAAAAAAUCUUCCUCCUCUCCUCUUCCAUGCUAUCGUGUGUUCUUCGCACUGACACGGGCGGUGUCGAUUUGAGCGGAUCAUGGGGUGAUUUGGGGAGCGUUGAGGAAGAGAAAGGGUUGUUUCUUGGAAUAUAAGGAAAUUUGAAAGCAGCAGAGGCUGGAGAGGAUGAAGAUAGAGGAUCAGAAAAAGACGAUUUAAAAUUAAAAACUAUGAGUUUUUGAAAAUCAACCGUUUUAUGAAGAAAAAAACUGAUUUUGAUUGAGAAUGUAGGAUUAUCGAAUUUUGCUUGGAAAGGUUGAAAUGUUCAAUUAUGACAAAAGGAAGAUGUAGAAGUAAAAUCUCACUUUAAGUUUGAUUAUUUCAGUCUUUUUUUAAGAGGAAGAAGUUCUAGAACGACUAAAAGAAUAAAAAUGAAAAUUAGGUUUAAAACCUAUCAUAUUUAAAGAGGUACCUAGAAAAGAACCCCGAAAUUUAAGCAAGUUUUUUUUGAGAUGAAUUAAUGUCUUUUUCGGUUCUUCUCACCCUAAGUUUGAAUUUUCCAGGAAAGAAAUGCCGAAUCCGCUAUUGAAGCCCUCAAGGAAUACGAACCGGAAAUGGCCAAGGUCGUCCGAUCUGGCGGCCACGGUAUCCAGAUGGUCAGAGCCAAGGAGCUCGUUCCUGGAGAUCUCGUCGAAGUUUCAGGUACGAACUGAAAGAAGGCGAAAAAUGACGAUUUCCCAUGACUUUUUUCAUUUAGUUUGUAUAGAAAAUGGCUGACGGAUUCAAAAAAUUUACUAACGCGAUUUUGAAAGUUUCAGCUUGAACUGAAACGAGUUGAGCCAUUCCAAAUGCGGCCAGAAUCAUUAGAGUAAACGCAAAAAAGCUUGAAAAGGAAAAAAAAAAGCUAAUAUUCGUCUAUUUUUGAGUUGAGACAUUCCAAAUGCGACCAGAAUCAUUCAAGAAACCGGAAAAAAAAAAACCGAUAUUCGUCUGAUUUGGGUUUAGCCAUUCCAAAUACGGCCAUAAUCAUUCAUGCAAACGCUAGAAAGCCAAAUAAGGUCGAAAAAAAACCGAUAUUUUUCUAUUUCGACUAGGAGGGUUACUGUAUGAAUAGCAUCCUCUAGAAGCUUCCCAAGGAAUCUUAAAAAUGAAGUUCAAAGCUUCCUUUUCUCAAUUUUUACAUUUUUUUUUUCAUAAAUCAUCCGUAUUCCCAACGCAAAAGCUGAUUGCAGUCGGUGACAAGAUCCCGGCCGAUCUCCGCCUCGUCAAGAUCUACUCGACCACCAUCCGAAUCGAUCAGUCCAUCCUGACCGGAGAAUCCGUCUCCGUCAUCAAGCACACCGAUUCGGUUCCCGACAAACGCGCGGUCAACCAGGACAAGAAGAAUUGUCUCUUCUCCGGAACCAAUGUCGCCUCUGGAAAGGUGGGAUCAUCAUCUUGAAAAAAAUCUUUUCUAAAGCUCAUAAAGAUCAAGAAAAAUACUGUACUUUUUAGGCCCGCGGUAUCGUCUUCGGAACUGGAUUGAACACGGAAAUCGGUAAAAUCCGCACGGAAAUGGCUGAGACCGAGACCGAGAAGACGCCCCUUCAGCAGAAGCUCGACGAGUUCGGAGAGCAGCUCUCCAAGGUAACGCCUUUAAAAAACGAACAGAAAAGGAAAGUUUUCCAGGGGUUUGCGGUUUCAAAUUGGUUUUUAAUAGCUCAGUUAACAUUAGAUAAACGAUGCAACUAACCAAAUUUUUUCUUUUCGAAAGCUGUCUAGCUGAUCCUGAUCUGUAUUGAUUUUGACGAUUUAUUGAGUUUCCUGAACUUUUUGAAAGGUCUUCUAGAAAGUUGGAAUUUCGGAGCUAAAAUUUGCUUUUUCUCUACAAUUAGAAGAUUUUGAAGGCUCUAGAAACCAUAAAUCUAACUUUAGGAAACAAAAAAGAACAAAAUUUGAAUUCGAGCGAUUUUUAAGUCCCUGACAGCCUUGAAAGACAUGAAAAACGCCAAACGAACUCGAAAAAAUAAAAAAUUCCCUCCAGGUCAUCUCGAUCAUCUGCGUCGCCGUCUGGGCCAUCAACAUCGGACACUUCAACGACCCAGCCCACGGUGGAUCCUGGGUCAAGGGAGCCAUCUACUACUUCAAAAUCGCCGUCGCUCUUGCCGUCGCCGCCAUCCCAGAAGGUCUCCCCGCCGUCAUCACCACCUGUCUCGCCCUCGGAACCCGCAGAAUGGCCAAGAAGAACGCCAUCGUCCGAUCUCUGCCCUCCGUCGAGACCCUCGGUUGCACUUCUGUCAUCUGCUCCGAUAAGGUCUCCGCCUCAAAAAUGAUCCGAAAAUAAUCGUCUCCUUCCAGACCGGUACCUUGACCACCAACCAGAUGUCCGUCUCGAAGAUGUUCAUCGCCGAAUCCGCCUCCGGCGACAACAUCGUCUUCAACGAGUUCACCAUCUCCGGAUCGACCUACGAGCCCGUCGGAAAGAUCUUCCACAACAACCGCGAGGUCAGCAAAAUGGACAUGAUUGAGGAAAUUAGUAGAGGAUUAGAUUUGAUCUUACAAAAAAAUUGUUUUUUUCGUAGUUUGGAUCAUUUGAAGCGAAAAAGAUGGCUCAAAAAAAUCCAUUGAAUUUUUUUAUUUUCAUAGUUUUUUUGGACUUUAAAAAAAGUUAGAGUAUGAAUAUUUGAAAAAAAUAUUGAAUUUUAGUCCCCUCAAACGUAUAAAAAAAUUUUUUUUUAUGAAGAAAAAUCAAGUUUUUUUGGAAAUUUUUUUAUCAGUUUUUUUCUGAAGAAAUUAACAAUUUUUUUGAGAAAAAUUCAAAAAAAUAGAACUUCAAAAAAAUGCUAUAGAUUCAUGAACAUUAAUGAAAGCUUAUAGACAGUUAGAAAGAAUAUUUUCCAAUCAUUUUGCGAAAAAAAUUUUUACAUUUUUUUAAGACUUUUAUUUUUCAAAAAAAUCAGACAGUUUUGAAACUUUUGAAAAUAUUGCCGAAAAUUCGAAAAAAAAAACAGCGACUUGAUAAUUAUCCUUUUUUCCAGAUCAACCCAUCGGCCGGCGAAUACGAAGCCCUGACCGAGCUGGCGACGAUCUGCUCGAUGUGCAACGACUCGGCCGUCGACUACAACGAGACCAAGAAACAGUACGAGAAGGUCGGAGAGGCAACCGAGACGGCCCUCGUCGUCCUUGCCGAGAAGCUCAACGUCUACGGAACCCCCAAGUCCGGUCUUUCGCCCCGUGAACUCGGCGGAGUCGCCAACCGCGUCAUCCAGCAGAAAUGGACCAAGGUGAAUCGAAGGGGGUUAUGAAGGGAAAAUUGAUGAAAAGACGUGUUUGGUUCAGCUAUCUUUCUGAAAGAUUGAUUUAGGAAAUCUAGAGGGGGCUCUAUAGAGGCAAAAUUAAGGACCCUUGGAAGGUACUUCCUCAAAAUAGUCAGAUUUUAUUGAAGACUCUUGCCCAACAAAGGAGUUAUAAGAAUCCUAUCAACUUUAAAAUAACUCUGAACAAUCAAAGUCUUCAGGAAUUCACCCUGGAGUUCUCCCGUGACCGCAAAUCCAUGUCUUCGUACUGCUCACCAGCCAGCGGCGGAUCCGGCGCCAAAAUGUUCGUCAAGGGCGCUCCCGAAGGAGUCCUCGGCCGAUGCACCCACGUUCGCGUCAACGGACAGAAGGUUUCGGCCUUCUCCUAUUGAUUUUUUGAUUUUUUGAACUGAAAAAUUCUUCUUAUGAAUCUUCAACUUCAUUUCCAGCAAGCCUUCUUUUCCUUAUUUCAUUGAGCUUUAGAAUUAAAAAUGAAUCUUAGGAUUCAAAAUUUUCUGUCAGCUACCUUUUCAAUUGAGAUUUUGAGCCUACACCUGAUUUUUUGAGUCAUAGCUAGAGAGCACGGCAAAACGAGAGUGUGUACAGAGAAAAAAAAACCGCCGAUCUCUUAUUUUUCCAUGCUCUCUUUCUUCAGAAGAUUCAGUCGAAGACUUUAAUUUUUCAGCCUUUUUAACUUACAAAAAAAAAACGAAACUGAAACCGUUCAUUUUUUUUAUGAACCAAAUUAUCCAUGUCAAAAAGACCUUAGUUUAUUUCCUCCUUUUCAACUUUUAAGCUUUUUUCUCUCCAUUUUAAAUUUUCAGCCUUUUUUUCUUCAAUUGAUACAUUUUUUUUGCAGAUCCCGCUCACCUCCGCCAUGACCCAGAAGAUUGUCGACCAGUGCGUGCAGUACGGUACCGGACGCGACACUCUCCGUUGCCUGGCCCUCGGAACCAUCGACACGCCCAUCAACAAGAAGGACAUGAACCUCGAAGACUCGACCCUCUUCGCCAAGUACGAACGCGAGAUCACCUUCGUUGGUGUCGUCGGCAUGCUCGACCCCCCGAGAACCGAGGUUAUGGCCGCCAUCAAGGACUGCAACCACGCCGGAAUCCGCGUCAUCAUGAUCACCGGAGACAACAAGAACACCGCCGAGGCCAUCGGUCGCCGCAUCGGACUCUUCACCGAAGACGAGGACACCACCGGAAAGGCCUACACUGGCCGCGAGUUCGACGACCUCCCGCCUGAGCAGCAGUCCGAGGCCUGCCGUCGCGCCAAACUCUUCGCCCGUGUCGAGCCCAGCCACAAGUCCAAGAUCGUCGACAUCCUUCAGAGCCACGGAGAGGUGCGACCUUGAAAAAGAAGAAAAAUGGAGAAAAAAAACCCUAUCGGCUUGAAAGCUAUUGGAUUUUUAUAGAAAAAAACCUAGGAGACGAUAAUUUGAGAAGUUGAAAUGACGCAAAAAAUAAGUUUAGAAUUUCGAGCCUUGUUGAGUCCAACAAGUGCGCUCUAUGGAGAAAAACGACAAACUCAUUAAAGUCUACUUCUAGGCCCGUUUAACGUGAAUUGGAGGUGUCAGCGCAUUUAUAGUGACCACUUUAGUAGCUUCAGCGAUCUUAAGUGAUCCCUAGAGAGAAACUCAGAACCGUACUGUUUUCGUUAACGAGAUCCGAGUCAAAAUUCGAAAAAAAUUCUCCUAUUUAAUGAAUUUUUUCUUGAUAAUAAUCAAUAAAAUGUUCAUUUUCCAGAUCACUGCCAUGACUGGUGACGGUGUGAACGACGCCCCCGCCUUGAAGAAAUCUGAAAUCGGUAUCGCUAUGGGAUCCGGAACGGCCGUCGCCAAGUCUGCCUCCGAAAUGGUCUUGGCCGACGACAACUUCGCUUCCAUCGUCUCCGCCGUCGAGGAAGGCCGCGCCAUCUACAACAACAUGAAGCAGUUCAUCCGCUACCUGAUCUCGUCGAACGUCGGAGAAGUCGUCUCAAUUUUCAUGGUCGCCGCCCUCGGAAUCCCCGAAGCCCUGAUCCCCGUCCAGCUCCUCUGGGUCAACCUCGUCACUGACGGUCUCCCGGCCACCGCCCUCGGCUUCAACCCGCCCGAUCUCGACAUCAUGGACCGACCCCCGCGAUCUGCCAACGACGGCCUCAUUUCCGGAUGGCUCUUCUUCCGCUACUUGGCUGUCGGAAGUUUGUAUCCAGAAUCCUUAGGCGUGAACGUUUACGCAGCGUUGAUGAACUUCUGAAAAAAUCCUCUCUUUUCUUGCAUCAAUCAACAGUUUUAGCCUAUAACUAUACUUGGGCAGACCUUAACAGCUUCCUAACUUCCUUCUAAGUCUUCUUAGUACCCUAGCAAGCCGACUAAUCUCUCAGGACUUACAGAGCUUUUACUUGCCCACGUAUGCCCUGAUUUGCAUUUCCGGAAAAAUUCCAUAAUUUACCGCUCAUUUACGCUGCUUAAAAGUUCAUACAAACGGCCUCAGACGAGAUUCGUGUUUCUAGUUGACUUGUUCAGCCUACGUCGGAGUUGCCACCGUCGGAGCCUCCAUGUGGUGGUUCUUGCUCUACGAGGAGGGACCUCAGAUCACCUACUACCAGCUCACUCACUGGAUGAGAUGCGAGGUGAUUGGGGAGAUAUUUUUUUUAAGCUUUUACCAUACUCAUCUUGCGGAUAAGGGUCUAGAAAGCCUCAGUGUAAUUUUGGCUCUGAUUGGGAAUUUUAAAGUUGAAAAAAGUUCUCUUCAAUAAUUACUUUUCUAGAUUGAAACCGAGAACUUUGCCGAUUUGGACUGCGCCGUCUUCGAAGACAACCAUCCCAACGCCAUGGCUCUCUCCGUCCUGGUCACCAUCGAGAUGCUCAACGCCAUCAACUCGUACGAACAUCCCUCAGCAUUCCUCAGAAUAGCCCCAAUUUUCUAGCCUUUCUGAGAACCAGUCCCUGUUGGUGAUGCCCCCAUGGAAGAACAUCUGGCUCCUGGCCGCCAUCACCCUCUCGAUGUCCCUUCACUUCGUCAUCCUCUACGUCGACAUCAUGGCCACCAUCUUCCAGGUCAGAUAUUCUUUACUUUUGGGAUUAGGACCGAAAUAUGGUCAUUGUGUCGUUUUUGGAAGCCUGGGGAUUAGAACUUUCCAGAAAUUUGAGCUUUUUAAAAUUAGAUCCCGAAAAAUCGAACUAGGACCUGUUUGAUCGUUAGUAAUCAGUACUGUCAACUGAGAAUUCAACAAAACUUUCAGAAAUAUUUUUUUUAGAUUUUUAAAGACACAACACAAGAAUAUUCUCAAUGAUUUUCAGACGGAUUCAGUUUAGUUUACUUCGAUGUUUAAAUUUACUCUGUGAAUUGAUUUAUCUUUCAAACUUGGGUUUUUAAAAAUUCCCUGAAACAGGAAAGCAAGAUUUUGAAUGCCAAGCGAAAUGACGUCAUUAUAUUACUCUCGCUCUUCCUUUGAUUGGCUUAUCUCGGAACGAGGGACAGAAAUUUGUGGGACUUUUCACCAUUAGAGUCGAUCCAAUAGAGUUUCUUGAAAACGCCUGAAAAUCGUAUUCAGAUCACUCCACUUGGCUGGGCCGAAUGGAUCGCUGUCCUGAAGAUCUCGUUGCCGGUGUUGCUGCUUGACGAGAUCCUGAAGUUCAUCGCCCGAAACUACAUCGACGGUAAGCCUGAAACGACGGGCGCGAAAGUGAGAGCCGCGCUGAGUCUGGCCGGCCUCGGGGCCCUCUGGGUGGCCUACUUCGCCUGGAUGCUCGGCCCGUACUCCGAGAAGAUCCAGCACGCCUUGAUGGGUCCCCUUGUUGAUCCCUCGCAGAUCGUCGUCACCACGACGUCGGAUGCCUUGCGAAACGAGUUAUGAGAGUGAUUAAUAUUCGAUUGAUACUGAUUGCAUUCGUUUUUCUAAUUUUAUUUAUAACAUCUUACGUGUGUGACUUUCAUCAAAAAAGUAUGAAAGAUGAUUAUUUGGAUGGGCAGCUGUUGAUAAAUGUUCAAAAUUGAGCUCUUUUUGAAGAUUUUUUUUUCGCAAAAAUUGAUUUUGCUACCUUUUCGGUUCAUUUUUAGCUAUGUCAAAGAAAGCCGACAAGUUAGGCACAUUUGCGCUCCAUGGAGAAUGUUUUGUACCGUUUUUGACUUUGUAAUCUAAAAAAACUGAGAAAAUUUCCUAGUUUUUUUUUGCUCAAUCGAACAAAAACCUUUUUAAGAACUAAAUAUGAAAAAAAAAGAUUUCCCUGUCUUUUUUCAACUCAAAAAAUAGCCGCCAAAGUUAAGCACACGUGCGCUCCAUGGAGAAAUGAAUUUUUUACCAUUUUUCCUCCAAUCAACAGCUGUCAGUUCAGCUACCAGACAUUAGUAUUGAAUCCUACUCAACUCUCUCUCUCAUUCUCUCCCCACCUCUGUGGUUCGUUUGGGUGUUCUGAUCUGUGUGCUUUCUGCUCCUCUCGAUGUUCCUGGCUGCAAUUCCUCGUGUAUUCGUGGUCUCCAACGGGACCAAAAUCAUUCUUCUACUUGUAGGCGUCCCCCCUUAUUUAUUCCUUUUCCUCCCAAUCGAUUUAAUGGCAUCUUUUCCCUUCCAAGUGUGUGAUUUGAUAUGUCUUUGCGCAAGUGUUCGAGCUUCACACAAAUUCCUCGUUCUUGUCAAUCGACCUGUUGCCAAAAACGUAUUUAUCCAUCUUUUAUUCGUUCACACAUGUAAGAAUGUUACGGUCACGUACUACGUCGCAUUAUGAUAAUAAUAAUAUUUAUUAUUUAUUCCUACUUUUUAUUUGUGGUUUCUCACAAGCCUUUCCAUAUUUUUUUCGCUUCUUCUCCUCUCCAAAUGUUUAUUGAUUUACCCACUUUAUUUUUUUCUCUGUUCUUGUUUGUCUAAUAAGUGAUAAAGUCGUGUCUUAUUUGAUUGAACCGAUUUAUUCAUAGAAAUUGUAACUAUAACCGCAUGGGCUAACUCUACCUGAAAGUUUAUUAAUAGCAAGAGAAUGAGUGUGAUUUUUUGGGGCACGGUAAGUUUGGGCAGUUUUAAAGGAUUUUAGUGUUUCAUAAAUCAUUGAAAAGAAAGAUUUUCUAGUUUGACGGGGUUUUAAAGAGCACUUUUUAGAGAAAAAAAUCUAUUUUUUUUUAAAUUUAUCUUUAGAGCGUACUUUCGAGUUUCGAAACAGCAUAUUUCGAAUUGAAAUUCUUUGCUCAUUUCAAGAAAAAUUUUGGAAAGAAAAAAAUUUAUAUUUUAUACUCAAAAUAUCACUAAACUGGUCCCUUGAGGGAAGCUACAACUACCUCUCUAGGGACCACUCUGGCGUCCCUAAAAUGGGAAAAGUUGUCACUUUUUGUGAGGAACUGUGCACAGUCACUACACUAUAACAGAAGCCUAAAAUAAUUCGGUUUUUGAACAAUUCGAUUAAAAAAAGACACAGCACCCUUACACGGUUCUCGAAUUUGCAGUGGAGCCGGUGGAGAAGAAGAGCAAACGCGACUAA